This is a messenger RNA of Perca fluviatilis (European perch), 514 nucleotides long. RefSeq names its product ATP-binding cassette sub-family D member 1-like. Gene Ontology annotation, cellular component: peroxisomal membrane. NCBI's taxonomy places the organism in Eukaryota, Metazoa, Chordata, Actinopteri, Perciformes, Percidae. Gene Ontology annotation, molecular function: long-chain fatty acid transmembrane transporter activity. Bases 1 to 465 code for a protein of 154 amino acids. The transcript is spliced from 4 exons. The record is from RefSeq and is a predicted model, not a curated record. Gene Ontology annotation, biological process: fatty acid beta-oxidation; very long-chain fatty acid catabolic process; peroxisome organization.
AUGAAUGUCGCCAGACACCUUCUGGUGUGGAAAGACGUGAGAAAACGCCAUCACGCUUCGCAGAAACGCCACGCCACGUCACGCAGGCAGCGCGGCAGGAGCCCCUCAUGGAAACAGACAACGAAGCUUACAUCGGCGGUGGAGGAAGUAUCUUCCAGGCUGACAAGGGAUGCUGGGAUAGCCCUGCUGUCAAUUACACACAGACCCUCCCUGUGGAAGUACCACUCUCACCUGCUUCAGUUUGACGAGGAAGGAGGAUGGAGGUUCGAACCUCUGGAUGCCUCCACUUUCGUCUUUCUCAGCAGGAGGAGAAACAACGUCUGGAGAAUCAGCUGUCCGGGAUUCCCAAGAUGCAACAGAGGCUGGCAGAGCUGCGCGUCCUGCUGGGGGAGGGAGGGGGGGAGGGAGAGGGGGAGGGAGAGGAGAGAACCACAGAUGAAGAGGAGUCUCUCUCCUGAGUUUUAACUCCGAGUCGAUGGAAGAAGAAAAUCUGCUGUUUUACUAGUUACCAUGG